CUUCUUCCCUUUAAGUACCCCCCACAAAGUCCCAGCCUUCCAUCCGCGUCCGUAAAUCUAUCCAUCUCUCCAAACUCUCCAGUAUUCGCUCCACUCAUUAGAACAGAAACUCCAAAAACCUUCCCAAAACCCUACUACACACCUCACGCGCCAAUGUACGGACACAACAGCACCGCAUUCCCACGCGCCCCCGAUUUUCAGUAUCAUCACGGCUCGCAUGCGGCUCUUCCGUUGCCAUAUCAUCACGACCACCUUGUCUCCGCCGAGUUCAGCAACAGCUGUAGCAGCGGCUCCAGCAGCUACGGAGCCUCGCCGAUCAGCAACGGGGCUUACGAGUGCUACGGAGAACCGGACCCGAACCUGAUUCAGCGAAGCGUCAGCAGCCAUUCACUGCAGAAGACUUGCGGGACCCACAAGUUGGUCUCCGACUUGCUGGAGUCAGAAACCGGCCAUGUCCGCCGGGUUUAUAGCACUGGGGACUUGGAUUUGCAGACAAUUAAUAGCAAGAACAGUAAUGGGGUGCAAGUAGUGCAGCAAUUGCAGUAUGGUGGUUAUAAUAGAACAUCAUCAGAAAGUAGUCUGCUAUCGAGUGAGACCAGUAUGAUUAUAGAAGGGAUGAGCAAAGCCUGUCGGUAUAGUCCCGAGGAGAAGAAGGAGAGAAUUGAGAGGUAUAGAAGCAAGCGCAACCAAAGAAACUUCAGCAAGACCAUUAAGUACGCUUGUAGGAAGACAUUGGCAGACAGCCGGCCGCGCAUCAGAGGCCGGUUUGCAAGGAAUGAUGAAAUUGAGAAGAGUCCUAAUGUUCAAUGGAGCAACAUGAGUGGGGAAGAAGAUGAGGAGGAGGACGAUAGUUGGUUCAACCUUCUCGAUGCAUUUUCUUCAAUCGAAUCUAAUUCUGUAAUCUAGCUAGCAGCAUAAGACCACCUCUAAGUCCUGAUGAUAUUUAGCAAGUAGCUACGCAAAAUUUGGGCUUCUUGAUUUGAACUUUAAUUAUUGUUAUUAUGCAGAAUGCAGCUCUUUAAGCGCUAUUUAGCUUGAAGUACUAGUUCAUGUAAAUAUAGGUCAUUGUAUUGUUAGAAUUAAUGACAAUGUUGAACUUUAAGACUUUAAUUAAUCAAGGGUGAAGCUUUUAGUUAUCUACA
Malus domestica (apple) is the source of this 1142-nucleotide messenger RNA. Its product is annotated as zinc finger protein CO3-like. The record is from RefSeq and is a predicted model, not a curated record. Gene Ontology annotation, cellular component: nucleus. Gene Ontology annotation, molecular function: DNA-binding transcription factor activity; protein binding. NCBI's taxonomy places the organism in Eukaryota, Viridiplantae, Streptophyta, Magnoliopsida, Rosales, Rosaceae. Gene Ontology annotation, biological process: regulation of flower development.